GGCGGGCCCGGAGUGCUGCAGUGAGGGAGGAGAGGAGGGGGGAGACGGGGAGAGCGGCUCCAACUGUUGAAUUUUCGCCGAAUCCUCCGCUUCCCUGCGGGCGGCUGGUGCAAUGGAUCUGGUGUGCCGGGGAUCGGCGUUGGCUCCGCGUGCUGCCUGGCUAAGACUGGCAACCGGUUGUUCGGAGGGAGCCACCCACCAAUGAGGCAGAGAAGAGUAUCUGCUUUUCCUUCUUUUUCUUUUGAAAGCCUCUCUACCACAGGUUGCAGAAUUAACUGUGUGCUUUGGGUCCGGACUCAAAUAAAGGAGAAAAAAAAAAACAACAGUGCAGAACUGAGGCUCGGAACUAGAUCUGUGAGCUAUGUAUUGGGAACCUAUGGUGGUUUUUUUGUUGUUUUUUCCUUUUUUCUUUUAAUAUGAAAGAUCUCUGAUUUAUUUCACACAUAACACUGAGGAAAGGUGGUUAAAAACACUCAGCAAAGCAGGAGACAGACGCGCCUCUGUGCCAGUGAGUGGAUAACAGCCUUGUUUUCCUGAUCCUCAGUCUCCCGGAGAAAGAGAGUGAGUCAGAGAAGCGUUAGGAAGAAGCUGCAACUAAUAUCUGUGAAGGGAGGAACAUGAGGCGGUAGUGAAUGUGAUUUGUUCCGCUGGAUCUGACUCAUCCAGCAGACACAAACAUCUGCAUUUCUGGAUGUGCCCAUUCAUUUAUUUCUGGUUGCUAAAAGAACCUGAAAUAUAUUUAGUUGCCCUUGUCCAGUAUUUGCCCAUACACCGUGUCGAGGGGAGAGGGGGAUGCAUCUCGCGCUGCCGCCGCUCUUCCCCCUCUACCAAGAUGCUCAGGGAGACUGUAAAGCUUGAAAAGACUGCAAAAAAAUGCAUCACACCAAUCGCGGAACUGCAUAGCUUUUAAUAUAAGCGAAUUAGUUGAUUAAAGAGGUCUCCCACUUUAUUCAGCGCCAGGAUUGUUUUCCCCUCUUUUCCCUCCCCUAAAUGAAGAGGACUAGGCGGCAGUGUCAUUGGAAGGAGAUACUGAAUAGAAAGAAAAGAGGCACUUGAUAGCGGCCAGCCCUGUGAAUACAGAGACUGUUUUCCUUUUAGCGAGAGGGCUUGUAUGUCUCUUGUGUGUGUUGGCUUCUCUCUCCCCCUCCCCCCUUCCUUUCUCUCUCUCUCGCUCUCUCCCUUUCUAUAUUUUUUUUUUUUUUUUUUUUUUAAUCUAUGCGUCCAGCCAUGGGGUUGCCCUGUUGCUUUCCUCUCGGCUGGAGAGAAAAGCAAACUGGAAUUAAACUGCAUCGAGAAAAGUGCAGCUCCUCAGACACGCAUCCGCACACACGCAUAGGCCACCCGGAGAGAAAGGAUGUGGUGGUGGCGGCGGCUUACUGGCCUGUCUUAAAAGAAACCAAGUGUGCGUCUGAUUGAGCACGACCUCUGAUUUUCUAUCAAAACAUAUAUUUACUGUGGCUAGUGAUGACGGUCAGAUAAUGGGUUUCUUAUUUUUUUCCCCACAAAAGGACGAGUGGGAGGCUGGUAGUAAAGGGAGAGAAAGGAAACUACAAAUCCGGGCCACUAGUUUUUGCGGUUUUGGGCUUUUUUUUUUUUCCCCCUGUUUUGUUUUUCCCUCUUGCCCUGCAAUCCUCCUUCCCUCGCCUUCUGAUUCGGGAGGGAAACUGUGAGGGUGUACGAGACAGAGAGGGGGAGAAAUACCGACGGCAGCGAGAUGCAGCUCUCCGGCCGCAAGCAAGCAAGAUUAGAUCUCUAAAUGCAGCAAAACACUCCCUGAAAACCAACAACCCCCGCGGUGCAAUCAGACAUUUCACUGCCUCUCACUGCACAGGAAGAAGGCUUCAACAACACGCUGAGACUUUUUUUCCCCCUUUCUGUCUCUCUCCUAUCCCUCCACUCCAUCAACCUCAUCGCAGGUGAUGAGUAACAAAUAAGCUUUUCUACCCCUGCUUACAGACCUGUGGCCACCCUCCUUUCCUAUGUAUAUAUAAAUACACAUAUUUAAAAAAAACAAUCUUUUUGAUCGUUUUUUAGAAAAACAGCCACUGCCGCCGAUUUUUUAUUAUUGUUAUUAUUUUUAUUACCCUUUGUAUAUCUGCGGGAUUCAAGGACCGGGAAACGCUUCACCUGCCAGGAGGAGAAGAUCAUUUGCAAAUUUUCUGAUUUUUUGGCAAUCCUCCCACUGCGAAGUGGACAGCCCGAAGUAUCUGCGAGGGACUCUAGAGCACGGCAAGCGCUUGCUGAAACGCUGCCGAAGCUGCUACUCCCCUUCCGCCCCCCCGCCUUCCUCCCCUCCCGAUUGCUCCCUCCCUCUGAGCUACAUGGUCUAUUUGCUGCCUCUCAUCCUGUGUCUCUGCAGAUGCUUUAGAGCAACAGGUUCAGGAACUUAAAAUACAGGAGUGGGGAGAGAGAAGGCAAAAAAAAAAAAAAAAAAGGAAACCAAAAAAAGAAAAAAAGAAAAAUAAAAGAGAAGGAGACGACGGAGGAGGAAGAACAAACCCAGCGCAGGAGGCAGAGAAGACGGGGACAACCCUGGUCGCCGCUGCAGCUGCUGCCACCCCCACCCCUUCUCGGGGAUGUACCUUUCCAUUUGUUGCUUCUUCCUCUGCUGGGCUCCCGCCCUGUCGCUGAAGAACCUGAAUUACUCGGUGCCGGAGGAGCAGGGAGCAGGCACGGUCAUCGGGAACAUCGGCCGCGAUGCGCGGCUGGCAGCGGGCGCGGCGGGAGGCGGCAUGCUGCCCGGGGAGCGCGGCGCUCCCGGCGGCGGCCCCGGCGGCCGCGGCCCCAAGCCCACCUUCCGGGUGUUGGAGAACUCAGCCCCACACCUCCUGGAUGUGGACGGGGAGAGCGGGCUGCUGUACACCAAGCAGCGCAUCGACCGCGAGGCGCUGUGCCGGCGCAGCACCAAGUGCCAGCUGUCCCUCGAGGUGUUCGCUAACGACCAGGAGAUUUGCAUGAUCAAGGUGGAGAUCCAGGACUUGAAUGACAACGCACCAGCGUUCCCUUCUGACCAAGUGGACAUGGACAUCUCCGAAAAUGCUGCGCCAGGCACCCGCUUCCCCCUCACCAGCGCCCACGACCCGGACGCUGGGGACAACGGGCUGCGCACCUACCUGCUCACCCGUGAUGACUACGGCCUCUUCUCCCUAGAUGUGAAGUCCCGAGGUGAUGGCACAAAGUUUCCGGAGCUGGUCAUCCAGAAGCCAUUAGAUCGUGAGGAGCAGAGCCACCACACCCUGGUGCUGACAGCACUGGACGGUGGUGACCCACCACGCUCAGGCACAGUGCAGAUCAAUGUGCGCCUCAUUGACUCCAAUGACAAUAGCCCCAUCUUUGAGGCAGCUUCCUAUGUGGUAGAGCUGCCUGAGAAUGCACCACUGGGCACUGCCGUCAUUGACCUUAAUGCCACUGAUGCCGAUGAGGGUACCAAUGGAGAGGUGCUCUACUCUUUCAGUGGCUACGCACCUGAGCGCGUCCGCGACCUGUUUAGCAUUGACCCGCAGAGUGGCCUCAUCCGUGUCAAGGGCAACCUGGACUAUGAGGAGAGUGGCCUCAUUGAGAUCGACGUCCAGGCUCGGGACCUGGGGCCCAAUCCCAUCCCUGCUCACUGCAAGGUCACUGUCCGCCUCAUUGACCGCAAUGACAAUGCGCCCACCAUUGGCUUUGUCUCCGUUCGCCAGGGAGCACUGAGUGAGGCUGCCCCACCGGGCACUGUCAUUGCCCUGGUGCGGGUCACUGACCGAGACUCAGGCAAGAAUGGGCAGCUCCAGUGCCGGGUGCUGGGCGGUGGUGGUGGACCAGGAGCUGUCCCUUUCACCCUGGAGGAGAACUAUGACAACUUCUACACUGUUGUCACUGACCGGCCCCUGGACCGUGAGGCACAGGAUGAGUACAAUGUGACCAUUGUGGCACGUGAUGGGGGCAACCCCCCACUCAACUCCACGAAGUCGUUUUCCGUCCGAAUCCUUGACGAGAAUGACAACCCACCCCGCUUCAGCAAGAACCUCUAUGUGUUGCAGGUCCCUGAGAACAACAUCCCUGGAGAGUACCUGGGCUCUGUCUUGGCUCAGGACCCUGACCUGGGCCAAAAUGGGACAGUCUCUUACUCCAUUCUACCCGGGCAUGUGGGAGAUGUCUCCAUCUACACCUAUGUCUCCGUCAACCCCACCAAUGGUGCUAUCUAUGCCCUGAGGAGCUUCAACUAUGAGCAGACAAAGCACUUUGAGUUUCGCGUGCUGGCCAAAGACUCGGGUUCACCCCACCGCGAAAGCAAUGCCACGGUGCGCGUCACCGUGCUCGAUGUCAAUGACAAUGCACCCCUCAUCAUCCUGCCCGCCCUCAUCAAUGACACCGCUGAGCUGCAGGUGCCUCGCAAUGCUGGGGUGGGCUACCCCGUGGGCACCGUCCAUGCCCUGGACAGUGACUUUGGGGAGAGCGGACGCCUCACAUAUGAGAUUGUGGAAGGCAAUGAGGAGCACCUCUUUGAGAUGGACCCCACUAGCGGUGAGAUACGCACCUUGCACCCCUACUGGGAGGAGCUCAGCCCUGUUGCUGAACUGGUGGUAAAAGUCAGUGACCAUGGCAAGCCCAGCCUCUCUGCAGUAGCCAAGCUCAUCGUCAGGGCCUUGGCAGGGCCCCUGCCCGAGGCUGGCGAGCCACAGGUGAAUGGCGAGCAGCAUCGGCGACCACACUGGGACUUGUCGCUGCCCCUGAUCGUGACGCUGAGCACUGUGUCCAUCAUCUUGCUGGCUGCCAUGAUCACUAUUGCUGUGAAGUGCAAGCGAGAGAACAAGGAGAUCCGCACCUAUAACUGUCGCAUUGCCGAGUAUAGCCACCCUCAGCUGGGAGGAGGGGGAGGCAGUGGCGGGGGAGGAGCAGGCAGUGGCAGUGGAGGGGGCAAGGGCAAGAAGAAGAAGAUCAGCAAGAAUGACAUUAUGCUGGUGCCCAGUGAGGGCGAGGACAGCCGGGGCCCCCUCAAUGUCAUGAAUGUGGUGAGCAGCCCAUCCCUGGCCACCUCACCCAUGUACUUUGACUACCAGACCCGCCUGCCCCUCAGCUCUCCCAGGUCAGAGGUGAUGUACCUGAAGCCCGCCUCCAACAACCUGACUGUACCCCAGGGACAUGUGGGCUGCCACACCAGCUUCACAGGGCAAGGGACUAACGCCAGCGAGGCUCCCCCGAGCCGGAUGUCCAUAAUUCAGACAGACAAUUUUCCCGCAGAGCCCAAUUACAUGGGCAGCAGGCAGCAGUUUGUUCAAAGUAGCUCCACGUUCAAGGAUCCAGAAAGAGCCAGCUUGAGGGACAGCGGGCAUGGGGACAGUGAUCAGGCUGACAGUGACCAAGACACUAACAAAGGCUCCUGCUGUGACAUGUCUGUUAGGGAGGCACUCAAGAUGAAAACCUCAACUAAAAGCCAGCCACUUGAACAAGAACAGCAAGGCAGAGGCCAAAGACCCAUUGUUGGGAUCUGUGGACCAGCCCGCUGUGAGGAUGGAAAAUUUUCAGAGCAAGAAGAAUGUGUUAACUGCACAGAUGAAUGCAGAGUGCUUGGUCAUUCUGACAGAUGUUGGAUGCCACAGUUCCCUGCAGCCAGUCAGGCUGAGAAUGCAGAUUAUCGCACAAAUCUCUUUGUACCCACAGUUGAAGCUAAUGUUGAGACUGAGACAUAUGAAACUGUGAAUCCCACCGGGAAGAAGACUUUUUGUACCUUUGGGAAAGACAAGAGAGAGCACACUAUUCUCAUUGCCAAUGUUAAACCUUACUUAAAAGCCAAACGUGCCCUGAGUCCUCUGCUUCAGGAGGUUCCCUCAGCAUCGAGCAGCCCAAACAAGACAUGCAUUGAGCCUUGCACCUCAACAAAAGGACCACUGGAUGGUAGUGAAGUGAAAUCAGGAGCCUUUGCUGAAUCAAGCAGCCAGUACUUGUCAACUGACAGUCAGUAUCUAUCACCUAGUAAACAGUCAAAAGACACUCCCUUCAUUGCAUCAGAUCAGAUGGCUAGGGCCUUUGCAGAUGUGCAUUCCCGAGUGAGCCGAGACUCAAGUGAGAUGGACUCUGUUCUGGAGCAGUUAGAUCGUUCAACCCGGGAUCUAGGCAGAGAGUCGGUGGAUGCCGAGGAAGUUGUGAGAGAAAUAGACAAGCUCUUGCAGGACUGUCGGGGAAGCGACCCUGUGGCCGUCAGAAAGUGAGGGGGAAAAUAAGGACAGGCUGGCAGUUGUGUUCCACUUCUGCUGAUUAAGAGUAAAUCAUUAAGUAAAUCCCCUGGUUGUAACAGAUUUACAGGAAUGAAGGAAGACCAAUGCUGCUUUAAGGCUUUUAGUGAACAUCUGAAGUGCCCACAAGUAUGUUCUUUUCACUGCUCUUUCUUUUUGACAGAUGACACUGGUUUAAUUUUGUCCAAACUUUCAUUAGGACAGAGUCAAGUACACUAAGAACAAAAUGAAAGAAGGAAAGAUGGUGCCAUUUUGACAAUCUGAUAGGAAGGUAUGAGAAAGGUGAAAUGGAAAUACGUCUAAUAUUUUAAGACUGUCCUCAAUAGCUGAUGCUGACUUUACUGUUUACGUAUAAACCCCAAGAAAAACAGGGUUGAAUAAUUCUGAUCUGUGGUCGAUUUCCAGCAGUCACCACAGACUUCUACUGAAAGUCCUAAAAUGAGUUCUUGUAGUAGUCCAAGUGACACCAAACAUUAACAUUCAUUUGUGGUAAAAAUUUAUGUACAAAGUUACCUGCCACAAAUAUGAUCAAAAAAAAAAAAAAAAAAAAAAAAAAAGAACAAUAAAACAAAAAACCCAUUCCAGAUCAUUAUUCAAUGAAACAUAUCCUGAUCAUUAUAAAACACCUCAUAUCCUAUUAAGGUAAAAUGUAAAAUGAUAUAGUCCAUCUUGUCCUGCACAAACAUAAGCUAAUUCACUUGAUAAAAAAGAAAAAAAAAGAUUUUAAUAUCAUUUAGCAUUUUAGUGUCCAACAAAACUAUAAAUAGUUAGCAGUAAGUUUUAAAAAAAAUAAAGUAAAAUAAAGUUUGAAUAAAACCCAACUUGUGUUUAAGGGUAACACACAAAAUAACAUUAUUAACACUUUUUUAUUCAUUUGUGGACACUAAAAUAGCUCAGGAAAGUGAAAAUGUCUUAGACAUCCACAAAAAUCACAUGAUCAUUUAAAUGUGCAAAUGUAAGAAGAUUCAGUGUGUUUACAUCAAAUGACAUAUUUUUAUUGAUUUAUUGCAGAUUCAGUGCAUAUGAGCCAAAUUGUUGAGUGUAUAAGAGCUAUAUUGUGUAUUUUAUUAAAUUAAUAUAUAGUUGUGUUGCAAAAAUAUUUGGGCUUAUAUUGUAAAUGGCAAGUGUUGCCUCAGUAGCUGUCGAACUCUAUGAGUUUUGUUUUUUCCUGCUUCCUUUUCUCCAUGGAUUGUGGGAAGCAGCGCCUCAGAGCAAAGUCUCUUGUUUAAUGUAUGGUCUACGAAGUACUGCAGUACAUAAUCUGUUCAAAAUGUGUUUGAGUGAGCUGAUGGAGCUAACUGAACGGCCUACAAAUACAUCCAUCAGUCAUUGUUAUGUGCAAGUCCUUGUAGAAGCUUCUAUUGCAAACCCCUGUUUAAAUUACACUUGAACCAACAUCUGGAACUUCCUUGUUUUGUUUUGUUUUGUUUUGUUUUUUCCAAACACAUGCAGCCUAUUUAAUGUAGUGUAUUUGAUUAACAUCCAAAGAGAUGCCACUAUUUUCAAAGUUUUGGUAUUACGGUCAUAGAGCUGAAAAACAUAUUAAUGCCAAUGUGGCAUGAACAAGAGUUUAUCUGAUUCUUUAGAAUGUGCAAUUUCUUACUGCAGUUUUAGAUAUACAUUGUUUAUUUUGGGGGGUUGGGGGGGGGAGGAAGAGAGGGGGGUUUUUUUAGUUUUCAUUGAAUGGUUUUCAUUCAUCCUGAAAAGUAUUUGCAGAAUAACUUGGGAUAUAGUUUCUACUUUUUACUAUUUUUUUCUAAGGGUGUUUUUAGUGCAUUUGAAAAAUUCAAAAUUGCCUUCAGAUCAAAGUUAAAAAAUAACUCACAUUUAAAAUGAACUUGCACAGAACAAGAACCAACAGAAGAAUAUAAUGUUUAGCUCAGGAUUUGUCUGUUACAUACUUCAGAUACUCUGUUGGAAAUACCACUCUGGUGCAUGGUUUUAAAAUGGUGUAUUUGGUUUAUUAAAUGUAAUCUGUACUUUACAAACAUAUAUAAGAUGUUGGCAAUCUCAAAUCCCACAAAGCCAUAGUUUUUGUCAGUUCAAGAAAGAAAGUUGACCCAACAGCCUGUUUUGAUGUUGGGAUUGCUGUUAAAUGGUGAUUUUAGCUAGUCAGUCCUACAAUGAAUUGCCUUUGGGAGACAACCAUUCUGACACUUUGCUUUUAGCUCCUCCUGUUAAAAAAAGGCUACAAUUACAUGUAAAGAAAAAAGGAUCUUGUACAUGUUUUAUCAAGCUACUCUCCAUGUUUUGGACAAUUUAUGUAUCUAAAAUGUAGUGUUGUCUGUGUUAUAUAUUUUUUUCUUUUUUUGGCCAGGAGACAAGAGAUUGGUUUUGCUUGAUAGCUUGAUAGUUUGAAAUUCCAUAGUGGAGAGGAUUUCUUAUUGUUUAUCAGUCUCUUAUACGUAUUUCUGUGGUGCCCGUCACUUCAGUGUCUGUGCACCAAGUCUUUAGCUCUGCCAGUGAAAUCCAUUAUUCAGCAAAAUCUAAGCCAGUAUGUAAAUGCAGUCAAGUGAUGGAGAUUUGUGUAUUUUAUAAAUGAUUUUAACACCGAGUAACCAAUUGUACAAUUCAUUGUAUGUUUCUGAAGACAUAAAUCCACAAUCUUCUGAGAAAGGGCUGCGCCAAUGUAAGAGGAAUUUACCUUAAGGCUCUCUGUCACUAGUGAUUUACUAGCUUUAGCUGUUUAACACAUUAUCUGUAUUUAGUAGUGAUUAUUUAUUUACCACUCUAAGGUAAUUCAGAAUUCAUGACUCACAGCUUUAUAGAAGAGUUUAGAAAAUCUUGUUUUUAUUUAAUUUGGCUGACAACUGCCUUGUGCUGUAGAUCUCUGGCAUACUUCUUCCAGUAAGGAUAUCCCAGAUUAAGAAAUCGUUUUCACAAUUUAGAAUGGAUACAUAACAAACCAAUAAACCAGCAGAGCUUAUGCAAUGUGAGUUUUGCUGGCUCAGUCUAAAUUAACAUGAUUGUGCGUGAAGGAAGGAAUACACACAAAAGAAUUAAGAAAGUAUUUUUUCUCCAUGGUAUCUCUACUAUCACCACUGGAGAAAGAGGCAGAACUGAAAGAUAAAGCUUAUGAGUUAUUGCUCUCAUUCCUUACAUACAUGUUUUAUAAGACUAUAAGAAAAUAUCUGCCAUAUGGCUAUAAAGAAAAUGGCAGAGUUAUUGGAGGCAAGUAACAAAAUUGUGUUGUACACUGUGAAUAGCAAAUAAGGUAUUCUGUUUUUCUGUUAUUAAUGAAAGCCAGCAACUGGGAAACUGGAAGUUCCUUUAACAACUGGCCAACCAAAUCAGGAUUUCAAAUGAGACUUUUUUUUUCUGUGAGGUUUUGGUUUUUUUUUGUUUGUUUGUUUGUUUGUUUGUGUUGUUUUGUGGUUGGUUUUUUUUUUUCCUUGGCAUACUUAUCAAGAAAGAGAUUCUUCUGAAAUGUGAUUUGCCCUUGAGAAUAUAGGUCUCCCACUUCAAAUUACUCCUAGAAGUCAAACAUUGCUUAUAUUGGAGCAAGAUACAUCAUUCAAAUAAACUUCCAAUCUUCUUGCUGUCCAGUGGAAGGGAAAUUGCUGAGGUCAAGAAGGAGUCUGAAGCCUAAGAUAGUAUACUCAUUAUUGUCUAAUUACUUUCUUUUGACAUCAGACAGUUGUUAUUUAUAUUGUAUUAAUUCAAAUGGGAGUUUUGGCUAUCAAGAUUUGUUGAUUUGAAGUGUAAUUGAAUGAAACCUGAUUCAGGUUUUGCCUUCUCUGGCCCAAUUGUGAUACAGGUUGGCAUUCUCAUUUACCAGGCCCUGUCUUCCCAUAUGGCUCAAAGUUGCACCAAUGACAGGUGAAUGACACAAAAACCCCCAAACAAAAGCAGCAUACAUUGUAUGGAUUAUCUCAACCGCUAUUGUUUAAUGGCUGUGUUUAAUGUGACCUAUCUGGAAAAUGAGGACUACGAAUAAAAAGCAAUUACUAAUA
Molecule: messenger RNA, 10165 nt
Organism: Strigops habroptila (Kakapo)
Lineage: Eukaryota; Metazoa; Chordata; Aves; Psittaciformes; Psittacidae
Gene: PCDH17
Product: protocadherin 17
Exons: 6
Coding region: 2577-6188 (1203 amino acids)
Biological process (GO): homophilic cell-cell adhesion
Cellular component (GO): plasma membrane
Molecular function (GO): calcium ion binding
Source: RefSeq, a predicted model, not a curated record